AUGGGGAAUUCAUUUGGGUGCUCAGCUUCAGGGGAGAGAUUAGUUUCAGCAGCAAGAGAUGGAGAUUUGGUGGAAGCCAAGAUGUUAUUAGAUUGCAAUCCUUGUCUCGCUAAAUAUUCUACUUUUGGUGGCCUUAAUUCUCCUCUCCAUUUUGCUGCUGCUAAAGGCCACAACGAGAUUGUGGGGUUGUUGUUAGAGAAUGGAGCUGAUGUGAAUUCCCGGAAUUAUUGUGGCCAGACGGCAUUGAUGCAAGCUUGUAGGUAUGGACACUGGGAAGUUGUGCAGACCCUUUUGUUGUUUAGAUGCAAUGUUAUAAGGGCAGAUUAUCUUAGUGGAAGAACUGCUCUACAUUUUGCAGCGGUAAAUGGGCAUGCUAGAUGUAUAAGAUUAGUUGUUGCAGAUUUUGUUCCUAGUGCCCAUUUCGAUGCUAUGCAUGCUCAGAUAGAAGGUGAUACUGGGGAUGGUUCUAAUGUGAAGAAUAGAUUUGAUCAGAGUGCGCUGUCCAGGUUUGUAAAUAAGGCGGCCGAUGGUGGUAUCACUGCUCUUCAUAUGGCCGCAUUGAAUGGGUACUUUGAUUGUGUACAGCUUCUACUUGAUAUUCAUGCUAAUGUAUCAUCCGUGACAUUCCAUUAUGGGACAACAAUGGAUUUGAUAGGGGCAGGAAGCACCCCUUUGCAUUAUGCUGCUUGCGGGGGCAAUUUAAAAUGCUGUCAGAUCCUCCUUGCAAGAGGUGCCAGUCGGAUGACAUUAAAUUGCAACGGGUGGCUGCCUGUUGAUGUUGCCAGGAUGUGGGGGCGUCAUUGGCUUGAACCACUGUUGGCACCAAAUUCUGACUCUACGAUUCCUAGAUUUCCUCACUCUAACUACUUAUCCUUGCCUCUUCUGAGUGUACUUAACAUAGCAAGAGUGUCAAGGAUCAAAACUCGAGAAAGUUUCAACUUUGAUGUUUUGUUAGGCGUCCUGCUAUCAACUGGUGCUAUUACUACUUCUAGAGAGAGUGGACUGCAAUGCUCAACAAGCUCCUGUGAUGACCCUGAUAUCUGUGCUGUUUGCCUGGAGAGGGCAUGUAAUGUAGCCGCUGAAGUAUGCCAUUGGUUUCAUGUUAUUGAUGGGCAGUUCUCGUAUUCAGGGUGCGGGCAUGAGCUUUGUGUAAGAUGUGCACUCUAUCUUUGCUCGACAUGCAACAUCUCUUCUGAAAUGGUAGGCCCUACUGGCUCCAUCCCGUGUCCUCUUUGCAGGCAUGGCAUUAUCUCUUUUGUUAGAUUGCCUGGUUCCUCAGCAAAAGAAAUGAAGCUUCCUCUGUCUCUUGGCCUCUGUACUCCAUGCAUGCUUCAUCCUCGUGAUGUGGAUGGGCAAUCGCCAGCAUGUUUACCAGAGGUCCGAAAGAAUCGUGUGGCUUCAGUUUCUUCCGAUUUUCUCUGCCCGGUCACUUGCAGCCCAUUUCCUUCUGUUGCCAUGCCUUUGUGUACCUGCAAUGAUGGGCCAUGCCCGUCGUUUGAACCCCAAGAGGUAGAUUCACAAGAUGAAUCCUCUCACCGUUCACAAACACCUGUAGAGCAGGAUAAAAUGGAAGGACCAAAGCUUGAGAAAACAAGCUGUUCAAGUAUGUUUUGGGGAAGGAGGAGCUGCAGCAGAGAGCAUCAGUGCAACUCGGAAAUAAAUGCAUGA
Molecule: messenger RNA, 1668 nt
Organism: Dovyalis caffra
Lineage: Eukaryota; Viridiplantae; Streptophyta; Magnoliopsida; Malpighiales; Salicaceae
Source: the annotation of a GenBank genome assembly